GACGCUCUGGCGGUUCCGCCGUGACUCGUUGGUUCCGGCGAGCGGCGAGCGAGGGGUGAAAGUGACUUUGAGAACUGGUUAAUUAGCGAUGGCCGAGGACAUGAAGAGCAAACUGGGCCGGUACAAAACGGCACCGUUCGACAGCCGCUUCCCCAACCAGAACCAGACCCGCAACUGCUGGCAGAACUACCUGGAUUUCCACCGCUGCCAGCGCGCCAUGGCCGCCAGGGGCGCCGAUGCCACCCCGUGCCAGUGGUAUUUCCGUGUCUACAAAUCGCUGUGUCCCACCUCCUGGGUGACCACGUGGGACGAGGCCCGUGACGAGGGGACCUUCCCUGGGAAGAUCUGAGCGCGCCCCACCCCCACCCCGGGGACCCCCUUGGGGACACCCCCGGUGACACCGGGACGGGGACAAUGGGGAGGGGACACCGGUGUCACCCACGGGGGGGAGGGGAUGCGGUGGCACCGCCAAUAAAGGGUUCCAAACUGG
Messenger RNA from Malurus melanocephalus (red-backed fairy wren), 490 nucleotides. Its product is annotated as cytochrome c oxidase subunit 6B1. The transcript is spliced from 4 exons. The coding region runs from base 89 to 349 and encodes 86 amino acids. Gene Ontology annotation, cellular component: mitochondrion; respiratory chain complex IV. The record is from RefSeq and is a predicted model, not a curated record. NCBI's taxonomy places the organism in Eukaryota, Metazoa, Chordata, Aves, Passeriformes, Maluridae.